This is a messenger RNA of Dendrobium catenatum, 1269 nucleotides long. RefSeq lists its product as uncharacterized. Bases 525 to 863 code for a protein of 112 amino acids. The transcript is spliced from 5 exons. The record is from RefSeq and is a predicted model, not a curated record. NCBI's taxonomy places the organism in Eukaryota, Viridiplantae, Streptophyta, Magnoliopsida, Asparagales, Orchidaceae.
AUAAGAUAGACUUGGACAGCCGCCUACCAUUCCAAAAAAAAUCAAUUCUUGCUUCCUCCAACAAAAACACGGCAAAUAAAAAAAAGUAACGGAAGAAAAAUUAUUUUGCCCUAGCGAACCAGCUCCUUUCCUCUCGUUCGCAAGAUUGUCCCGCACAGCCGCGCUCAAGUAGAAGGUGGAAGGUCUUAUUUCGGCUGCCUCUUUCCCGUUUCUCUUCUCUCGCGAGUGCACGAUCGACAAGCUGCCUUCGUCAUCCACAGCAUCGCCCGGCCAAUUCGUAUUUCGUAGGGAGACGCGGAGCGGCGGCGACCUUCCGUUGCAACUUGCAAGUUUCUGCCAUUUUAGUUAAGCCAAAGGGCGAAGGUCGGAAGUCGGAAGUCGGAAGUGUUUGACGCGCAAGGAUCUCGUUGGAACGCCGAAAGCCUGCCCUUCACCUGCAGUGGUUUAGACGAAAAGCUUUCUUAUAAUCUCGUUGGAACGCCGAAAGCCCGCCUUUCACCUUCAGCGGCUCACGGCGGCUUGCGAUGGGUCGGCGACAGUCGGCAUCCUGCAGCUACUCGCUCUCCCAACAAAUCAAACGGAUAUGGUCAUCAAGGGUUUCUUCUUUGGACGGGAGCCUGCGUCUUCUUCGCUUCCGUGGCCGUGCUUUCAGCAUUUCCAUACCAGCUAGAGUAUUCAUUCAAUUCCAAUCAUGUAAUGCUCAAAAUGCCAUGUCCACUAUGAAGAUGAGUAGGAAGGGGAGGGUGAGGCACAUUAAGGCUUUUAUCAGAUUAUGGGCAUUUAUUUCUUGCCAUGUGUGUGGAUCCAUGGUUAUGAUAACCUCCAACUUAUCCGGUAUGUCGGUCGUUAGAGAGCCUUGUUGACUAUGAUGAUGAGGAAGGAGGGUAUAAGCCAUUGAAACUUUUAUCGGAUUUCGGACAUUUAUUUCAUGCCAUAUGUGUGAAUACAUGGCUGUCGCAACAUCCAACUUUUUCGAUGUGUCGAUCGUCGGUGAUGAAUGGUGCCACGCCUAUGCCUUUAGCUAAUGAGAUUCCGCUUGAAAUUGAAUAGGCGUAGAUGUAUAUAUAUGCUACUAUUCUACUCUUUGUCUCUUUAGCCCUGUUUGAUUGGGGUGUUGUUAAUGUAUAAUUUUUCUCAAAAAUUGUUAUUUAAUUGAGCUGUUGUUGAUGCAUAAAUUUGUUUGAAAGCAGUUGUAUUGAAAUUGGAGUUUCAACAAAUGUUGUUUGAAUAUUGGAGUUUGAUCUUCUGUGUGAAACAAAAUUUCUUCCA